AAAAGCAAAACCGAAAAAAAAUAAUAAUUCAGAAAUGGAUCGAGCUUUUCAGAGAACCGGAAUCUUAAUCAAUCACCACCUCCUAUCUUCCUCGGCUCAGACCGCUUGUCUUGCUUGAAACGACUGUUUAAGCUACUCGCCGCCCGAGCUUUCCGAGAAGUACGCGUUCGGCGUCAAUGAGAUGUCGAAGCCAAUGGAUGGGCACGACGUUUAAGCUAAUGUAUGUGAAGAGGACACCCCAAUCAAGCAAGACCAUGCAUGUGGUUUCAAGUUCAUUCAAGGCUACUUUUACAUGGAGUAACAUGCAAAUACUUCAGGAAUGUCGUGAAGCUUGCGGAGGACAGGCAUUAAAGACGGAGAAUCGUGUCGGUCAUCUGAUAGCUGAACUUGAUGUAGAAUCCACUUUCGUGGGGGACAACAAUAUUUUGAUGCAGCAGGUAAGCAUUUGCUUCCUUCUUUUAUGACACUUUCUUGACAAGGACGAUUGCUUAUUGAACAUGUUAGUUCAGGUCAGCAAAGCUCUUUUUCGCCGAAUAUGUGGCGGCCCAAAAGCGAAACAAGGUGUUCAAGGGUUUGGGUUUAGAACACAUGAACCAACCCUGCCCUGUCAUUCCA
This is a messenger RNA of Hibiscus syriacus, 615 nucleotides long. Its product is annotated as putative acyl-coenzyme A oxidase 3.2, peroxisomal. Bases 177 to 464 code for a protein of 95 amino acids. Gene Ontology annotation, molecular function: acyl-CoA oxidase activity; FAD binding; fatty acid binding. Gene Ontology annotation, cellular component: peroxisome. The transcript has 2 exons. The record is from RefSeq and is a predicted model, not a curated record. Lineage: Eukaryota; Viridiplantae; Streptophyta; Magnoliopsida; Malvales; Malvaceae. Gene Ontology annotation, biological process: fatty acid beta-oxidation using acyl-CoA oxidase; lipid homeostasis.